AUGGCUGGUGGCAAAGCAGGAAAAGACAGUGGAAAAGCCAAGGCCAAGGCAGUAUCACGCUCUCAAAGAGCUGGUCUUCAGUUUCCAGUGGGCCGUAUCCACAGGCACUUAAAGACUCGUACAACAAGCCAUGGUAGAGUUGGAGCCACGGCCGCUGUGUAUAGUGCAGCUAUCCUCGAGUACCUCACAGCUGAAGUGCUUGAGUUAGCUGGCAAUGCCUCAAAAGACUUGAAGGUGAAACGUAUUACUCCCCGUCACUUGCAGCUGGCAAUCCGUGGGGAUGAGGAGUUGGACUCUCUCAUCAAAGCCACAAUUGCUGGAGGAGGUGUUAUUCCCCACAUCCACAAAUCCCUUAUUGGGAAGAAGGGCCAGCAGAAGACUGUGUAG
Messenger RNA from Knipowitschia caucasica, 387 nucleotides. Lineage: Eukaryota; Metazoa; Chordata; Actinopteri; Gobiiformes; Gobiidae. The record is from the annotation of a GenBank genome assembly.